UAUAACUUAUAUUUACCUUGGUGAGAAACAAUUCGUGGACCUACAGAUCUUGGGCAUGUCGACCAUUUAUUGAUUACAAUAUUUGAUAGUUUGAAUGGGAAAUGGCAGAAGGAACUCGAGACAAUUGGGAGGCAAUAUCUGUUUAAACCUUUGAAGCUCAAUUUUCUUUGCCAUUAUGAGUUUCAAAAUGUUGAAUUUGGUCUAUAUGCUCAUUGUCUCCAUUGAUCAUUUUCUAUUUGCCUUUGUUAUAACUUGUAUAUGUCUAUUAAUGGAAUCGUAUUGGCAUCUGAUUUUUACUCACCUCACUCUUGAAUCUGAACAUAUGUGCAUCUUUUAUUUUCCCCAUAUGGAUGUAUGGCGUGCAAGGAUAAAACACAUGCAUCAAUGUGGGCCUAUAGAUGUGAGAUCUUCACUCUGACAUAAUGUCCUUUGGUUUCUUCAGUCCUGCUUUCUAAUGCUAGUGUAAUUUCAGAUUGGAUGUCUUUGCUCCUACCUUUGGCUGUGGAAAGAGGAGUUUGUGUAAUUACCAAUAUGGGUGCAAGUAUGAUAUGGAAGACAACUGCAAGAGCUUACAACUUAGCUGCUCUCAAGUAUUGGGGACUAGCAACUCAUAUCAACUUCCUGUUAUUGGCUGGUAUGCAUUCACUCAAUGCCCUCUUUCUCCUUGGAGAUACUACUUUGAAUAGCUUGAGGUUCCCAUGGUUCUGGAUCUCCUAACUUUGUUUUGUGGACAUCUAUAUAUGUCAUUUUCAAAUGGGUCAUCCAUUCUUGUGUCUCACUUUGGU
Molecule: messenger RNA, 785 nt
Organism: Magnolia sinica
Lineage: Eukaryota; Viridiplantae; Streptophyta; Magnoliopsida; Magnoliales; Magnoliaceae
Exons: 4
Coding region: 478-717 (79 amino acids)
Source: RefSeq, a predicted model, not a curated record